Molecule: messenger RNA, 1349 nt
Organism: Zea mays
Lineage: Eukaryota; Viridiplantae; Streptophyta; Magnoliopsida; Poales; Poaceae
Product: AP-4 complex subunit mu
Exons: 3
Coding region: 692-1003 (103 amino acids)
Source: RefSeq, a predicted model, not a curated record
GCCUGUGUGUUCAAGUUGCGAGUUCGUAGCGAGAUUUCUGUAUGUUCGAUGAUGCAUUACCAUUAGACAUGUAUCUUGUUUUCUUGUGGAACGAUGCAUCUAAACGUUUCAUUUGUUCACUGCCAGUGGUGGUUUGUUUAGCGUUCUGCUCGUCGUAAAUUUCAUCAACUAUAAAUAACUCGUAACAUCUCUCCAGGUUUCAAGCACUCGAUAUUCAUUACUAAGAACUGCAUUAGAAAUAAGAGUGAAAUGCAUCAGUUCUCAAACUUUGCAAUGAUGUGUCAUCAAUUUUUCGAAAAUAGGGAAAUAGGUUUUCGAACUUGAUCGUCUUCUAAAACUGGAUUUAUUUAAACCAGAUGUCAAUGUGUCAUACCAUAUUGGAACACACUAAUAAAAGAUCAUUAGUUCGGGAAUCUAGAUGACACAAAAUACCAAGUUUGAUCUAGAUGAAACCAAGAACGUGACACACUAUAUCAGUAUCCGAUUUGACCAAAUUCAAUCGCAUGCCAAGUUCGAGCAUUUUACUUAAAAAGCAACGUGAUCCCUCUAUGCUGUGUCUUGCGAUCGCAGAGCAACGACCCGAUCUUUUGAAUUCGCGUGGGACCCGGGAGUCGGUGCGUGCGAAAAUACAUUGCAGAUUACCACUCCCGCUUAAUGAUGAUUCACUGAGGAAGGAAUUUUAUUUUGGUGUAUGAAUUGCUUGAUGAAGUCAUUGAUUUUCGAAAACCCGCAAACAACCUCUACUGAGGUUCUGAAGUCGUACAUAUUCAAUGAACCCAUUAUGGUUGAUGCUGGAAGGCUGCCACCACUUGGUCCUGCUGCUAUGUUCAUGGGCUAUAUACUUACAUCUGAGAUUGACGGAACAAUUCAAAUGAAAAGUUACCUCACCGAUAAUCCAGAAAUCCGUUUUGCUCUCAAUGAGGAUUUGAGCAUUGGAAGAACUGGAUCUUCAUACAGCAUGUCAUUAGAUUUUCCUUUGACAACUAGCUUAGGCAAACUAUAAUCUGAAUGAUGUAUGGAUAUGACACAAGAAAUAUGUUUCUCUUCGUUUUCAUGAUGCUCUGUUCCUAUAACAUUGGAGACCAGUCUAUGAUAAGCUUAUAAUGUUUCACUCAUUCUGGAACUCAUAAUGUGAUGAGUUAUUCAAUGCAUACAUUUAAGCAGUUAUUACUUGUCACUAUACUUAUUUGCAUUCCAAAGUGUUUUUGCACAAGUGAUUCUUUUAACGAAACCUGAACCUACUCACCACUUUAACCUCACUUAUUUUUUAGCAUGCUAGCCUUUCUAUCUGCCUAGUUGUCAUGGAUAUAUUUCCGAAUGCUGAUCACAUACAAUAUUACAAAUUUUAA